UACUGGAAAGUCUAAAUGCCACAACAAGAAUUGUUGUGGAUAUGUGAGUCACUGAGUUCAAAUAUAUUUCGGGCUAGUGUCAUUUCAUUUUCACUGUUAUGGGCUAUCGGCAAUACAAUUAAAGAAUUUAUUAAGUCACAGUAAAGUACGACCGACACAUUGAAGUCUAACGUUACAUAAGGGCAUUACCGACUUAGUGGUAAAAUGUUAUAAUGUUAAUUAUAUAGCGACUUGCUGUUAUUGCUAUUCCACGGAAUGUGAGUCGGUGUGAGGCGUUCAGUUUGUUGGCUGCUGUGUUUUCAUCCCAGCUUUCCCCUUUUGUCAUGUCUGUACCAUGAUGUGGUGAGUUUGUCCAUGGCAGGAAGGGAAAGGGGGGAAGCUGCACCGUUUGACUCCGCUCCAGAGAGUCAGUCCUCAUUCAGUUUCUCCCGGUUUAUUGGCAGUAACUCCCGGGCGAGCCACUGCCUCCUUUUGGUUUUACACGGGGAACAUGGCUGUGUUGAAGAUACAAGACCAGGCUUAUCCAUUAGAUGAGUCAUCAUGGCUGCGAUCCUGCUCGGAGACGGAGUCGAUGUGCCAGGCCACCGAUACACACUGCCAAGCCAACACUUGGUCUGUGGACAUAACCAAAAUCAAUUUAAAAUGUAAAUUAAAGCCGUCUCUGUUAAGAGCCAUCUUCAACGUGGACCCCGAUGAAGUUCGCUCCCUCAUAUUCAAGAAAGAGGAUGUCAACAUUCAGGACAAUGAGAAGCGGACACCUCUGCAUGCUGCAGCCUACUUGGGAGAUGCUGAGAUCAUUGAACUACUCAUCCUCUCAGGAGCCAGAGUUAAUGCCAAAGAUAACAAGUGGUUGACUCCUCUUCACCGAGCUGUCGCUUCCUGUAGCGAGGAUGCAGUGGCAGUCUUGCUGAAGCACAGUGCAGAUGUUAAUGCCCGGGACAAGAACUGGCAGACGCCGCUCCAUGUCGCUGCUAGCAACAAGGCAGUGCGCUGUGCCGAGGCUUUGGUUCCACUGCUUAGCAACGUCAACGUAUCUGACCGUGCUGGACGCACUGCCCUGCACCACGCUGCCUUCAGUGGGCACGUAGAGAUGGUGAAGUUGCUGCUGUCGAGAGGAGCCAACAUUAAUGCAUUUGACAAGAAGGACAGGAGGGCCAUCCACUGGGGAGCCUACAUGGGCCACCUUGAGGUGGUGAAAUUGUUGGUGGCCAGCGGAGCCGAGGUUGACUGUAAGGACAAAAAAGCUUACACCCCGCUCCACGCAGCCGCCUCCAGUGGCAUGAGCAGCACAGUGCACUACCUGCUGAGCCUGGGGGUCCACGUCAACGAGGUGAAUGCCUAUGGCAACACUCCACUCCAUUUGGCUUGUUACAAUGGACAGGAUGUGGUGGUCAGUGAGCUCAUCGAUGCAGGGGCCAACGUCAACCAGGUGAACGAGAGGGGGUUUUCUGCUCUCCACUUUGCCUCCUCCUCACGCCAGGGGGCGCUGUGCCAGGAGCUGCUGUUGGCCCACGGAGCUCACAUCAACACACGGAGUAAGGAUGGUAAGACUCCCCUCCACAUGGCAGCUACCCAUGGAAGGUUCUCCUGUUCUCAGGCCCUCAUUCAAAAUGGAGCUGAUAUUGAUUGUGAGGACAAGAGCAGAAGCGCUGCCAUUCACAUCGCUGCCCGCUAUGGCCAUGAGCUCAUCCUCACAGCACUCAUCAAACACGGAGCCAACACAGCCAAGAGAGGCAUUCAUGGGAUGUUCCCUCUGCACCUGGCAGCUCUCAGCGGCUUCUCAGAUUGCUGCAGGAAGCUGCUGUCCUCAGGGUUUGACAUAGACACCCCUGACGACAUUGGAAGGACCUGUCUACAUGCUGCUGCAGCUGGAGGGAACCUGGAGUGUCUGAACCUGCUGUUAAACAUAGGAGCGGACUUUAACAGGAAAGACAACCAUGGAAGGACUCCACUACACUAUGCAUCUGCAAACUGUAACUACCAGUGUGUGUUUGCCUUGGUGGGCUCUGGGGCAAGUGUCAAUGAGCUGGACGAGAGAGGCUGCAGUCCCCUGCACUACGCUGCUGCAGCUGACACUGAUGGAAAGUGUGUGGAGUACCUGUUAAGGAAUGAUGCUGAUCCAGGAGUGAGAGACAAACAGGGUUAUAGUGCAGUGCACUAUGCCUCCGCGUACGGACGCACACUCUGCCUGGAACUGAUGGCAAGUGAUACACCGCUCGAUGUGUUAUUGGAGACAUCAGGAACAGACAUGUUGAGUGACUCACAGAGCCAGGCCCCCGUCAGUCCACUCCAUCUGGCGGCUUACCACGGACACUGUGGAGCUUUAGAGGUCCUCUUGUCGUCCCUUCUGGAAGUGGACGUUUGCAGCCCAGAGGGCCGGACCCCUCUGAGCCUGGCCUGCUCUAGGGGUCAUCAGGAGUGUGUCUCGCUGCUGUUGCACCAUGGCUCCUCGCCCAUGACCCGUGACUACACUCACAAAAAGACAGCCAUACAUGCUGCAGCUAUGAAUGGCCACCCAGAGUGCCUGCGCCUGCUCAUGACCAACAACGACCAACACAUUAAUGUGGACGCACAAGACACCAACGGACAGACUCCGCUGAUGUUGGCAGUGCUGAAUGGACACACAGAGUGUGUGUUUUCUCUGCUCAGUCAAGGAGCCAGUGUAGAGAAUCAAGACCGCUGGGGGAGGACGGCACUACACAGAGGGGCAGUGACAGGCCAGGAGGAGUGUGUGGAGGCCCUCCUCCAGCGGGGGGCCAGUGUGUGUGUCAGAGACAUCCGGGGCCGCUCCCCUCUUCACCUGGCAUCUGCAUGUGGCCGUGUGGGUGUCCUGGGUGCCCUACUGCAGGCCACCAACACCUCACACACUCACAGACACCUCACUGACAACCAGGGCUAUACACCACUGCACUGGGCAUGCUACAACGGAUAUGAUGCUUGUGUGGAGGUGUUGUUAGACCAGGAGGUGUUCAAGAAGAUUAAGGGCAACUCGUUCAGUCCACUGCACUGUGCUGUUAUGAACGAUAACGAGGGAGUGGCUGAGAUGUUAUUAGACUCGCUGGGCACAGCUAUUGUCAACACCACUGACUCCAAGGGCAGGACCCCCCUUCACGCUGCAGCUUUUUCCGACCACGUAGAGUGUGUUUCCCUUCUGCUGAGCCACGGAGCUCAGGCAAACGUCGUCGACACGCACAUGCGCAGGACGCCGCUGAUGAUGGCAGCUCUCAACGGACAGACCAACACUGUGGAGGUGUUGGUGAACAGUGCUAAAGCAGACUUGACACAACAGGAUACAAACAGGAACACAGCAUUACAUCUGGCUUGCAGCAAGGGUAAUGAGACGAGUGCCUUGUUGAUUCUGGAGAAAAUCAGUGACAGGAACAUCAUCAACUGCACCAAUGCUGCUCUCCAGACGCCCUUGCACAUAGCAGCCAGGAGGGGAUUGACUGUGGUGGUCCAGGAGUUGCUGGGGAAAGGAGCCAGUGUGUUAGCAGUGGACGAGAACGGUUACACUCCAGCUCUGGCCUGCACUCCCAGCCGUGACGUGGCCGACUGCCUGGCGCUCAUCCUCAACUCCAUGAUGCCCACCUCCCCUAUGGUCACCAUAGCAGCUUUGCCUGCCCUUUCUCUUACUCAGACUGUCAUCAACCACCAUCCCACCUCCAACCACAUCUCCAAAGGCGUGGCCUUUGACACCCCACCUGCCCUGAGGCCUGACCAUGCCUCAUACUGCAGGGCAGAGCGUCUGCUGUCCUCUGUCACUGGCGACGAUGAACUGAAUGACUCAGAUUCAGAGACAUACUGAGAACAUACCUGCAGUUAGACAGAGCCCCAUAAUACUGGCAGGCUAGCCAGCCACUCAGGAGCCUUAAAAGGUCGCUGACCAGGAACAAAAAGAGAGAAGAGAGUGGAAAAAAUACAGACAGUGUUCAGGUUUUUUUUAGGUAAGCCUCUUCAAAAAUAACCAUUGUUGGAAACUAGAUGUUUGUUCCCUUGGGGUGGAAAAUAAUGUACUAAAAUAUAGAAUAAGGUGAAUACACACUACAUUUGUCUCAAGACACUACCACUGUAUGGUCAGUAACAUGGCCAGUGUCUUUUUAAAUUUAGCCCAUAUUCUGAUACUUUCUGGAGUGUUUUUAAGCCUUUUCACAGGUUUUCCUACUGGACAAAAGGCCAGAGGACUGCUUUUUUUGUUAGCAUGAUUGUCUUAAGAAACAACAGAGGGACAAUCUUACGGGACCAGGAGAUUGAUUACUGUUUGUGGUAUUUAUGAAUUUUUAGUUGGAGUUCUUCAAGCUAUCAUGGCUGUCACUAACGCACAUUGGUAAUGCUGCGUUGUUUUUGAACCACUUUUCAAUUCCUAGGAGAGGAAAUCAUUAUUGAAUCCUAUGAAUUUAUUCCAAGUGGAGACUGAAUCCUUGGGAAGUGAUUCUGGCAGCAAGUGAAUGGAUGUAAGACGCAGAAACUGUAUGAUUGUAUCAGGAGUCAGUUGAUUGAUGACCAGAAUGAGCGGCCCAAGGAACUUUUAACUUGCAAUGCUGUAACUACUCAAUGUCUGUACUGUAAUGGAGACAGGGGAAAGUGGCUGUGUGAGUGUGUGUGUGUGUGUGUGUGUGAGAGGGAGAGAGAGAAAUAAUAUUGCCUUCUUAGGAACAAGCUACUUUCGGGCAGAGGAUGCACGCAACUUGGUGCAAUGUUUGUAUAGAUUAAGUAAUGAAAGAAUGAAUAAAGAGAUUUGUUUUUGAU
This is a messenger RNA of Micropterus salmoides (largemouth bass), 4746 nucleotides long. It is a transcript of the gene ankrd28a, whose product is annotated as serine/threonine-protein phosphatase 6 regulatory ankyrin repeat subunit A. Lineage: Eukaryota; Metazoa; Chordata; Actinopteri; Centrarchiformes; Centrarchidae. Gene Ontology annotation, cellular component: nucleus; cytoplasm. The record is from RefSeq and is a predicted model, not a curated record. Bases 491 to 3805 code for a protein of 1104 amino acids. Gene Ontology annotation, molecular function: protein binding. The transcript has 30 exons.